AUGGCGACCCAGGCAGAAAUGCUCUCGCUAGCACAAAAGCUAUCCAUGGAUAUUCCCGAGGAUGAGAUAGCAGACUAUGAAGCUUUUCUGCUACGCACAGAGGAAACAAUAGAAUCUAUCGAAGCGAUGGAAGACUACCAGCCUGAACCCGACACGACCAAGAAUCCCCGGCAGAAUAUCCACUUCCCAAAACAAGAAGACAACCCUCUGGGAGCAUGGGCCUGGCGAUUCGAGCUUUCAUCCGAUUCUCCAACUUCUCAAAUUUUAAAUGGAAAAACAGUCUGUUUGAAAGAUAAUAUCUGCGUCGCGGGCGUGCCAUGUUUACUCGGCACAGACACAUUUCGCGACUGGGUCCCACAUACCGACGCAACCGUCGUAUCGCGCAUCAUCGAUGCUGGCGGGGUAAUCACUGGCAAAGCCGUGUGUGAGAAUUUAUCGCGUGGGGCAGUCAGCGCGACCGCUGCGACAGGGCCAGUGCACAAUCCAUAUGCGCGGGGAUAUUCAGUCGGUGGCAGCAGUUCAGGCACAGCAGCCAUUGUGGCAAGCGGCGCAGCAGACUUGGGCAUUGGAUGCGAUCAAGGCGGUAGUAUACGGAUUCCAGCUGCGUUGACAGGACUGUAUGGAUUUAAGCCGACAACAGGGCUAGUGCCGUAUACUGGUAUCGCGAGCAAUGAUGCUAGCUUGGAUUAUGCUGGGCCGAUCGCAAAUACGGUUUUCGAUACUGCGCUCUUGUUGGAAGCUAUUGCUGGGGCAGAUGGUUUGGAUGAUCGGUCGGGGCCUGGAAUUCAGCCUCCAGGAGACGUUCCUCGUUAUUCAAAUUUGCUGAAACAGGGGGAUUUUGCUCUCCAAGGCCUGCGAAUCGGGGUGUUGAAAGAAGGCAUGCCGAACAAGAUAAAUCCGGAUGUUUUGUCGAAGUUCAGAGAUGCUGUUAAUACCUUUGAGAAAUCAGGAGCUAAGGUACAGGAUAUUAGCAUCCCUCUGCACUCGGAUGCGCAAAAAUUGUAUAGUAUACUCAGCAAGAUGGGAAAUCAUAUGGGAAUGAUGGGCCAGGCAACAGGUCGACGACAGGUGAUGUUGACGGACCUCUUUGAAAAGAAAGGCCUCCCUUAUACACCUGAAGCCGUGAGCAAAAUGAGUGUGAUGUGUAAAGAGGGUCUUCUCAGUGGCGAGUUUGCCUGGAAACAUCACUCAACCGUUUAUCCAAAGACUGUCAACAUAUUGCGCAAGCUGAAGGACAAAUAUGACGAGGCAUUCUCUUCUGUUGAUGUGAUAGUGAUGCCCACCACCCUAUCAUGCGCAAGCCAACUGCCUAGUCCAGACGCAGCACCAAUUGCUCAACUUGGAGCGGCACAGGGAUUGAUAGACAACACAUGUGCCUUCAAUGCUACGGGGCAUCCAGCACUUGCAGUGCCAAUAGGAUUUGUCCCUUCGCAGGAGGAUCCGAAAAUUAUGUUGCCAGCUAGCAUGCAAAUUGUGGGCAAGUGGCACGAUGAAUUGACGAUCUUGCGAGCCGCAUACGCAUGGGAACAAUCCGUCGAGGACGAUUUAGUGAUGUCGAAAAUAGAGAUUCAAAUGAGGGGACCUUGA
This is a messenger RNA of Penicillium cosmopolitanum, 1587 nucleotides long. RefSeq names its product Amidase. NCBI's taxonomy places the organism in Eukaryota, Fungi, Ascomycota, Eurotiomycetes, Eurotiales, Aspergillaceae. The transcript has 3 exons. Bases 1 to 1587 code for a protein of 528 amino acids. The record is from RefSeq and is a predicted model, not a curated record. Gene Ontology annotation, molecular function: catalytic activity.